Messenger RNA from Zingiber officinale, 1212 nucleotides. Its product is annotated as B3 domain-containing protein Os01g0723500-like. The transcript has 4 exons. Gene Ontology annotation, molecular function: DNA binding. The coding region runs from base 84 to 962 and encodes 292 amino acids. The record is from RefSeq and is a predicted model, not a curated record. Lineage: Eukaryota; Viridiplantae; Streptophyta; Magnoliopsida; Zingiberales; Zingiberaceae.
CCUUUUUAGGGGGAAAAAUGAAAGCUAAAUCCUCCUUUCUCUCUUCGCCGUCGCUCUGACCACUGAAGCGGAGUGAGUUGAGAAUGAUGCCAAACAAGAAACGCAAAAGAUGUUCAGUGAUCAGGAAGCCACAGUACUUCUUCAAAGUGCUCGUUGGAGACUUCGCGCACCGGCUGGAGAUCCCCCAAAAUUUCGUGAAGAAUAUUUCGGACGAGGAGUCCAAAGUGGCCGUCCUUCACGGCCCUGGCGGAGGCAACUGGCAAGUUGAAGUAUGUUCUACAGGACAAGAAGCUACGCUAUUGCUCGGCCCCGGGUGGCACAGUUUUGUGAAGGACCACUCCCUCGAGGAGUUCCAGUUCUUGGUAUUCCGACACAAUGGCGAAAUGCAUUUCACAGUGUUGGUCUUCGGCAUGAACGGGUGCGAGAGGACGGAUCUGUUUGCAAUGAAAUCUCCAUUGGAAGUUGUAGGUAACAGUGUCAAAGUUACAACUAAGGAUGAUCAUGAAAGCACAGAUGUCGAGAUCGAGAAAUCAACUAAUGUUUCGGCCAGAAGAGUAGUGACAGAAGAAGAAAGAUCGAGAGCAGAGAAAGCUGCUAACUCUUUCACCUCUCCGCAUCCGUAUUGCGUCAAAAGAAUGAACGCAAGAAAUGUCUACGGGAAUGCUUUGUUGAAGCUCCCUGCUCGUUUUUCUCGUGUUCAUUUGCUUUGGACGCGAAUGAAGAUUGUCCUUACAGACCCAAAUGGUAAUGCAUGGGUGGUCACAUUCAUUCCGAGUUGGAAGAAUGCGGAUAUUUUUUCCGCAGGGUGGGCAGCCUUUGCCCGCGGCAACAACCUUGAAGAAGGAGAUUACUGUGUCUUCGAACUCGUCAAACAGACUGAGAUGCAGGUGCACAUCUUCAGAGCGACUCAGCGCGUGUUCCCAAUCAGUGGGAAGCGAAAGAUGGUCGAUCCUCGACCUUGAAAGGGAAGAACCUAAACUAAUAUAGGUUUGUGGUGUUUCUCGAAGGCUCUCUGUCUGUUUAAGUAAUUUUUUGUUUGAUGAUGAUGUAAAUAUCAGUUUAGGAUUAAGAAGUUUAAGGUGGGAGAUCGAAGAUCCUUUUGCCAAAGGACAGCUGAAACUCUUUUAUGUAGAUAUGACUCCUUUUGACUCUUUGUAUAGUGACAAGUCCAUUUUGUAUUAUUAGCUGAAAAUAAUAUAUUUGUUCACAUCA